UGCCUGGCCCCAGCCCCAGGCAGCCACGGCAGCCUGACUUACCCCAGAAGAAGCUGGUGGCGCCUGACCUCACGAUGACCAGGUGUGCUCUGCUGGUGCUGAUGGUCCUGAUGUUUGGCAGAGUCCUGGUUGUCCCAGUGACCCCUAUCCCAACCUUCCAGCUCCGCCCUCAGAAUUCUCCCCAGACCACUCCCGGACCUGCACCUGCGGCCUCAGAGAGCCCCUCAGCUGCUCCCAAAUGGCCCUGGGCUGCCCAGAGCCACCGCAGCCCCACCCGCCACUCUGGCUCGCGCAUUGUCCUAUCGCUGGAUGUCUCCAUCGGCCUCUUGCAGAUCUUACUGGAGCAAGCCCGGGCCAGGGCUGCUAGGGAGCAGGCCACCACCAACGCCCGCAUCCUGGCCCAUGUCGGCCGCCGCUGAGCCUGAGGGAGAGGGUCACAGUGAUAGGGCUGCCCUGGAUGGGAAGACCUGGAGGUUAGCCACACAGCUGGACAGAUGCUGCCACAUCUGGGCAUAGAGUGUCUGGACACUGCCACAUGAAGCCACUGUCAUGCAGGUCAUAUCACAUCUGAGUGCCCCAUAGAGUCACAGUGUGUCUGGACAGCUUGGAUAUUGGACAUUGCUAAGCUGGGUCACUGCCACAUGGAGUCUUGCCC
Molecule: messenger RNA, 655 nt
Organism: Cercocebus atys (sooty mangabey)
Lineage: Eukaryota; Metazoa; Chordata; Mammalia; Primates; Cercopithecidae
Gene: UCN2
Product: urocortin 2
Exons: 2
Coding region: 75-419 (114 amino acids)
Biological process (GO): hormone-mediated signaling pathway; adenylate cyclase-activating G protein-coupled receptor signaling pathway; cellular response to nutrient levels
Cellular component (GO): extracellular region
Molecular function (GO): hormone activity; corticotropin-releasing hormone receptor 2 binding
Source: RefSeq, a predicted model, not a curated record